AUGAUGGCAGCAGUUUAUCUGCUUCCGUGUCUUGUUUUAGCAAGCGCUCAUAAUUAUUAUUGGUAUGACAAACCACAAGUAUUGGAAGAUCGUCCGACAAUGGUACAUUUAUUUGAGUGGAAAUGGACAGACAUUGCAGCAGAAUGUGAGAAUUUCUUGCAACACUAUGGCUACGGUGCUGUACAGAUUUCACCGCCAAACGAGCACAUCGUCUUUGUAGAAAAUGACGACGUACCCUGGUACGUGAGAUAUCAACCUGUCAGCUACAAGCUGAUUUCGCGCAGUGGAGACGAAUCAGAAUUCAAAGAUAUGGUGAACAGAUGCAACAAAGUUGGCGUUAGAAUCAUUGUCGACGUUGUUAUGAACCACAUGGCAGCAGUUUCACAAAAGUCAGGAAUAAAUGGAAGAAAAGGAAGUGCAGGGUCAUUUUUCGAUGCAACUGAUGGAAUAGAGCUGUUCCCAGAGGUGGAUUCAGGGGAUGGAAUCCCUGUUUGUGCUGAGCCAGGACUGACUCGUGACAUCCUUGUAUCCCGCACGUCGGUCCGGCCAAAAACCUGCAAUCAAGUGACUGGGAGGUGCAAGGGAGGCGGUUUCGAGUCUGAUGAUCUGAUGAUGCAAGCCAAGAAGAUCAAAUACGACGUCGUCGGACUGACCGAGACGAGGCGACGUCACUCUCUCAACGCCGUAUAUGAAGCUGGAGAAGAACUGUUCUUAGGAACAUGCGACAGUAGAGGUGUUAGUGGAGUUGGCGUCCUCGUCAACACGAGUAUGGCAAAGAACAUAGACUCUUUCGAACAACGUACGACCCGAAUCGGACGUCUGUGGGUGAGAAGAUGUGGUUCAACAGCAGCUUUGACUAUCUUCGUCGCUUACGCUCCAACAUCAAGCUACGAAGAAGAAGAAGUCGAUGCUUUGUGUAUGGACCUGGAGAAGUUCUACCGAGAAGAUCAUGUCUUCUACAAGGUCAUAAUAGGCGAUUUCAACGCCAAAGUUGGCCCAAAAAGAACACCUGAGGAACUCCACAUCGGGACCCACGGCCUACAAUGGAAUGACCAGGGGGAGAGGCUCUCCGAGUCCAUCAUGACGACUAAGACCAACCAGAUGAACUCGCAAUUCCAGAAGCCCUCCUCUGGAUGUGGGAGUUACCAGAGAAGAGCAGAAGUGCUGGCUGAAGCUGCAGAGGCGUGGAAAACCAUCCGCUAUGCCCGUCGAGACUUCGCUAGUCGCAAGACGAGGAUAACUGCUCUCCGGACCCCGAAGGUAACAACCACUGCACCGAGAAGGGGGAUGGAGAAAAUCAUCUUCGACUUCUACUCUGAUCGCUUCGACAGCCAUGUCCACUUGCCUCUUCACUAUCUGAGGGAAGACGGACAUGUCAUUCCAGAGGUUCUCCCGUCCGAAAUACGCCAUGCUAUCAUUUCGAUAAGAAAUCGUGCAGCACCUAGUUCCGACAAAAUAAGACCAGAACACCUGAAGAACCUUCCGCCAGUACUCAUUAACACCCUGGCGAGGCUCUUUACACGUUAUCUGUCGGAAUGCAAGAGUGAUCCUAAUAGGACUGAAAAAGUCUUGAAUGAAGGACAGCCAUGCGAGCAAGCAGGGUUUCGAAAAGUAUUAACCACGACUGACCACAUUCACACUGCUUCGAAACUCAUCGAGGUGUCACGAGAGUACAAGAUGCCGCUCUGCUUCACUUCCAUCAACUUGAAGAAGGUCUUCGACUCAGUUGAGGCGGAAGCGGUCGUAGAAGCCUUGGACAACCAAGGCGUCUCUACUCAGUACAUAAAGGUACUUCGAGAGUUAUACAGUAACUUCACAACCGGAAUUUCGCCAUUCUACAAGAACAUCAUCAUUGACGUGAAGAGGGGGGUACGACAAGGUGAUACAAUUUCACCCAAAAUAUUCACAGCCUCCCUCGAGAAUGCAAUGCGAAAGUUGGAAUGGGACGACAUGGGAGUGAAGGUUGAUCGUCGGCAGCUACACCAUUUGCGCUUUGCUGAUGACAUCGUACUGAUAACAUCUAGCGUCAGCCAAGCGGAACGAAUGCUGACCGAAUUCGACGAAACAUGUGGAUGCAUCGGUCUUCAGCUGAAUCUACAGAAGACGAUGUUCAUGCGGAACGGAUGGGUCUCGGAUGCCCCAUUCACGCUCAACGGAACGAACAUAUCCGAAUGCACCAGCUACGUUUAUCUGGGUCGGGAACUGAACAUGAUGGACGACCUGACCCCCGAGCUGGGCAGGAGGAGACGAGCGGCUUGGGGAGCAUACAAGAGUAUCGAGGAUGUAGUGAAGAAGACCAGGAGCACCCGGCACCUAUGCUUCGGAAACCUGGGCAUUUUGUAA
Molecule: messenger RNA, 2343 nt
Organism: Necator americanus (New World hookworm)
Lineage: Eukaryota; Metazoa; Nematoda; Chromadorea; Rhabditida; Ancylostomatidae
Exons: 8
Coding region: 1-2343 (780 amino acids)
Biological process (GO): carbohydrate metabolic process
Molecular function (GO): alpha-amylase activity; cation binding
Source: RefSeq, a predicted model, not a curated record